AUGGCGCCGCCGUUAGAGAGGACGUUGGAGGCUUUGCGCGAGCUCACACAGCCCGGAGAAGCGCCAACGGCACAGACCAGUCAAGAGGAUGUGCUACUGCAGACACUGUGUCAUAAUCUGUCUGUCCUUGACCAGAAGCUGCAGCAGGAUUCUAACUGGGCAACUUUACAGCAGCUGAGGGAACGGGUGAUAUCUCAGUUAACAUGGUCAGUGAGGUCAGAUGAUGCAGUCUGGAACUUUGUUACUGAGGUCUUAGUGCAGCUCUUGUGUUUAAAGCACACAAUGAUUGAGUUAUUAGAGCAGUUCGUACCUCCGAAACGAAAUCCGAAGUCUCCAGAAUGUGCCCCUGCAUUGCCUCCAGAUACUCUGAGUAUCUUGCAACAGAAAACAGUCCAGACUGCACUUCAGUUUGUCAUCACUCUUGGGAUCUGUCCAUACCUUCUGCCAGGGGUGGGAACUCCUCUUAGAUGCAGGUCAGAUUUUGCAGGAACAGUUGAGAAAUUGGUUUGUUACUUGGCAUCUCCCAGAGGAAUGUGGAGGCUUUACAUUGUCACCAUGGCACUCCUUGACAUUGCUAGCCAUCCUUCCUUAGAGAACUUGAUCCUUACCAGGCACCUCGGAGAUUUGUUAGCCAGUCUCUGUCAAUUGGCGUAUUCACCAAAAAAAUAUCAACAGAAUCUGAUGUCAGAGGAGACUUCACGUCAGGAGGACAGCGAGAAACGGAAGGGCCUCACAGAUGCUGAACAGCAGAGCUGCCAACAAGCUUUACAGAAACUUCUGGAUCGUGUGUAUCAACCAAUUGUUGUCAAGGAGUUGCUGAUCUUGCAGGGAGGAAUAAAACAGGUGGCGUCCGUGUGUGUUGGAAAAACACAAACAUUCUCACAAACCCCAGCAUGGCUGCGUCACCGCUGUGGGCAGCUGCUCUCCGAGAGACUGAUGAAGCCAAAUGGUGUUCAGGCAGUGGUCAGAGGAAUAGUGGAAGGAGCUGGAGCUGGAAUUGCUGGAGGUCAAAGUGCAGAAGCAGCAGCUGCUGAUUGGAGAAAGUGUGAUAUUGUUGCCAGGAUUCUGGCAUCCUGUCCUCAGCAGUGUCUAUCUGUUGAAGAAUACUACAGGCAGGUGUGCCCUCAGGUUCUUGAACUGUUUCACAUCAAGGACAAGCUGACAGCUCGUCAGUUUCAGAGAGUGGCAACGAUGACUUUCCUCUCGAUGGUAAAGGAACAACCUGAACUCACCGACAAAUACCUACUGAAACCUCUACUGGCUCCUCUGAUCUGCUGCUUGGAUAACAAAGAUGUGGAGGGAUGUAAUCAGAUGGGCGCAGUGAUUGUGGAAGAGUCAGAGCUGACCUGCUGUGUGGACGAUAUAUAUAAGGUGUGUGUGGUUGGAAAUGACCCAAGUUCUAAGCUGUUGGCAUCUCUGGAGGCAGUAAUUCCAGCAAUCUUUAGUCUUUAUUGCUUCACAGCACAAGGAGUUUCACAUUUGCGCUCUGGUUGCCAGGAGAUUAUUUUGUGGUUCCUGCAGAAGUCUGAACCUCCAGUAGCUAUGUUGGUGUUGAAGCAACUUGCAGGCCUGACACAAUCAAGUCCUGUCAAAAACCCGUUGUACCAUUUUACAGCAGGUAGUGAGGGCGGUGUGAAGCUCACUGUGAAGGAGACCGUAAGUGAUGAAGAUGAGACUUUGUAUGAGAAAGUAUCCUCAGAACAGUGGCGGAUUGAGUGCCUGGCACAGUUACUGAGCAAUCUUCAGGAGAGCAACCUUACAGGAGAUUUCUUCAUUGAAUGUCUGAAGGGUCUUACAUGUUUAGCAGGAGAAAUGGAUGACAGGCUUGCCACAAGCCAUACUAAUGGUUUGCCUGAAUGGGAGCAGCAGGAACAGCAGUUAGUCACCUUGCAACUCAUUGCUGUAUUGUGUGAGAGAUUUGGCCAUCUCGUCCUCAACAAUACUGUGCACGUAAUUGAGUUUGUCGUUGCAACAUUGGAUCGUUGCUGCAUGAACUUGACACAUCGAACUGAGGCGACUGUAGAAGCACAGACACUAAGUAUGGGAAUGGGACUGAUAGCAGCCAUGCUGGGAGGAGCUGUCCAGCUCACCUCAACAGAUUUUGAUGCCAUGAAACCAUUGUUGCCCAGACUUGAACAGAUUGCAGUGUUACAUCCUGACCCUGUUAUACAAGAGUUGGCAUCAGACUUGCGCAUUACUGUUGCUACCCAUGGAGCAUUCUCCACUGAAACAGUUGCCACAGCCGCACAAAGCACAAUGGGCAACCAAAAUAAACCAACAAAGUCCAGCCACCCAAAAGAAACCUGUCCAGUGACUGGAAGUCAACGACAGUCACCCAUUUCAUAUAGUGUUGGUGGGAUGGAACACAGGAACAUGGCCACCUCUGGUAACUCUCCCAGGAACUUCCACCAGAUACUUCAGAUCGCCUUUGAUCCCGAGGUCCCUACACGAGCAGCUGCUCUAAGGACAAUUAGCCACAUGGUUCAGCAACGUAACCCUGAUGCUCUCAGCAACCAAGAGAAGGUUCUAUCGGUGUUUUUGGAAAAUCUGAAGCAUGAAGACUCCUUUGUUUAUUUAUCUGCAAUUCAAGGUCUGUCAGUGCUAGCAGAUGUAUAUCCAUCUCAAAUUCUGCCACGGUUACUGGACGAAUAUCAGGUGUCGCCAGAAGGACCUGAGAAAACAAGAUGUAUUGAGACACGGAUGAAGAUGGGAGAGGUGCUAAUGCGAAGUACAAAAGCAUUAGGUGAGAUAGCUUCACAUUAUCGUGACCCAUUGAUCCGGGUGUUUUUGAUGGGGACGAAAGAUUCAGAUAGUACAGUGCGGGCUAGUAGCCUGUCGAACCUGGGCGAGCUCUGCCAGUGUCUGCACUUCGCUAUAGGGUCAGUUAUUCAUGAGGUGACAGAAUGUCUUACAGCUAUUGUGAAGACAGAACAGGAAUCUGAGGUGCGUCGAGCUGCAGUUCAUGUCAUCACUCUCUUACUCCGUGGACUCAGUGAAAAGACCUUCCAGAUUCUGGAUGAAGUUCUACGAGAUCUCUAUCGAUUGUUAAAGUAUGUGAACCAGUCUGAUGAAGAUGAAGUAGUGGUAUUGCAUGCACAGAUUGCACUAGAGGAACUGGACCAUAUCGUCAGGAGAUUUCUGUUCCCAGAGGAAAAACUACAGAAAAAAAUUGUCAUUCUUCCAUAACAGAAGGUGCCAGAACCUCUUUGUACUGAACUUUGGGAUCAACCAAUUUGAAUAUUUUUCAAAUCCACUUUUAAGACUAUGAUGGAACUCCAGUAAUACCAUACCACAUUUAGUCUUUUUUUUGUUGUAAGCUUAACACUUCAGUACGAAGCAUGAUAAGGGACAGGCAUGAUUAAGUUUGUUCACUUGUAGCACAUUCUCUCCAAAUGUUCCAGGAAGAUGAGUUUUCUUAUGAUGACUGUGUGACUGGCAGUUUUAGUUAAUGUUAAUGGCAGCCAGUAGAGGAGAUUGCAUUUCUGUCACCAUCUUUACUGAAAAGGGUACUGAUAGCUGGGUUAAUAGGAAGGAUUUGACCUUUCACAUCUCUUUACAGUAAUAGUGUACAAUUAAGCUCAACAGUGGGUCUUUCCCCACUGAUUCUCACAAACCCAUUCUCUUUGCAUGUAGUUUGGCUAGACAGAAAGUGGGGACAGUGGAAAUCUCAUUCAUCCAUCUAUAUAUAAUUACAAAUGAGAUGAUGAAGCAUUUAACUAUGUACAAUGCACAUAUACAUAAAAAAUGCACUUUCAAAUUUCAGCGUGACUCAUUCAUGAUGCCAAAUUGACAAGCUUUAAAAAGUCAUAGCGAGUGAGGAGUGGAAUAAACAAUGAGAUAUACAGGAAGAGGAAACAAAACAAGAACAAAUAUGGAAUGUGAAAUUCUGGAGCCUGAAGAUCACAAAAAGGUCAACAGCACAGAUGACUGAUUAACAGUGUUUAAUAUGUAUCCUACCAUCAUUUGGUGCGAUGCAAUUAUUGUUUAUUAACUAAAAUUAAGAUAAAUUAGGGAGUCAAGCAGGAUCUGUGGAGAGAGAGAAAGAAUUUAUACAGGGCUUCACAAACCAAGCCACAACCAGCAAUUAUAUUCCAAGUUAGUGAUAGCUGUUAUAAUUCACUGAAUAUAACAAUUCUGAGGUUCCUUUAAGUUCUUCCUUUUUUAACGAUGGAGCAUAGCUUAAUUGACUGAUCCUUGAGGUCCAAUUCCUGCUCCAAAAAGCCCAUUGGAAGACUGCCUUAAAAAAAAAUUACUGUCAGUUAAAAACCCUGCUCUCAGCGGGGUUAUGCCAAUUUUUAAAGUUAUGAAAUGGAGUCACAUUGCAUGAAAGUUUGAAAGCAUUGGCUUAACAUUUCAAGUCAGUGGCCUUCCUUCAAAUGGUUCUGAUGAAAGAUCAUAGUCUUAAAAUAUUAAUUCUUUUUCUCUCUCAUCUGAUGCUGCCUGACCGCUGAGCAUUUUCAGCAUUUUCUACUUUUAUUUCAGAUUUCCCAUAUUUUGUUUUUCUGAAGUAACUAGAUGUACCAGGUUCUACAUAUCAGUUCACUCCACUCUGAAUUUAUUGUCCAUAAAGAAAUUAAUUAUAGACGUGUUAUUUGUUUGUUAAAUAGUCCAGAACAGGGGAAAAAGUUGUUCUUCUCACAAAAAUGUAACUUUAAUUAAAAUAUAUAUUAAAA
Molecule: messenger RNA, 4673 nt
Organism: Hemiscyllium ocellatum (epaulette shark)
Lineage: Eukaryota; Metazoa; Chordata; Chondrichthyes; Orectolobiformes; Hemiscylliidae
Gene: tango6
Product: transport and golgi organization 6 homolog (Drosophila)
Exons: 18
Coding region: 1-3186 (1061 amino acids)
Biological process (GO): protein secretion
Source: RefSeq, a predicted model, not a curated record